UUGAACAGUUUGACGAAUAUUACUAAAUGAGUAAUGAUGUUUUUACACCUGAGAUUAGGUUGAUUGCAAAAUAAAACAAAAUCAUAAAUCAUAGGCAAAUUGUCACACUGAAGAUUACAUGUAUAAAUGGUAUAGGUAUUUGUGACACCUAGCCGAUGUCGAUGGAUGGUCCUCACUGCAAUUUACACACUUAGAUGCAGCUGAGCACAGGCCAUUGCUACACUCUUCGUUGCCACAGUUACUGCAGGUCCUCAUUUUGAAGAAUUUGGAAGGAAAAACUAUUGAUAAAAAAGGUGCAAAGGGAAAAGAGCAAAAGGCAGUGAGUGGGAGCAAUUUUGAUUUCAAACCAGGUCCUCAUUUUGAAGAAUUUGGAAAGAAAAACAUGUCUACAGAUAGAAAAGGUGCAAAGGGAAAAGAGAAAAUGGCUGUGAGCGGGAGCAAUUUUGAUUCCAAAAAAGCUGCACAGGUUUCAGGAAAUCAACAACAUUCUGGUACUACUGGAAGUAGACCAAAGUGCAAAUAUGAUAAAAGAAAACAAGCAACUGGAACAACAAAUGCUGGUGGUCAAAAUCACACAGUUAAGCUUAACUAUAAUUGCAAGCAGAUUAAAUGUAUGGAGAAAUCAGAUUUCUUUAAAUGUCGCAUCCCACCUGGUAUAGCUGUGAGUAUUGAAGAAGAUACAAUUGAACUUAAAGGUAAAGAUAUGCAAGUUCUAAAACUUGCUAAAGAUAAUGUGGAAAGGUGUAAAGAAAGUUUGAAGUUAGCAACUCUUAGCAUUCACAGCAUACAAGCACAAAUUUUGAAAAAGUCUGAUGUCAUUAAUUUUAUAAAUGAAUGCCUUGACAUUGAUAACUUGGUUGUAACAUGGGAUGUUGUUGAAGUUGCUGACCAAUCACUAUUAAAUGUAUUUUCUUUUGAUAAACAAGAAGCAGGUGAAAUGAUAAAGAAAGUGAUGGCAUGUAUUGCUGAAGAAAGAGUUAAAAUAGAAGAAACUGGACUGCCAUGGUUUCAGAAUUUAUUGAGAAAUGAACAAUCAAAACUUACAAUAACUAAGUCAUCUGCAGGAGAUGUAUUAUUAUAUACAACUAUCGAUGUCAGAGAAAAAUAUUUUGUAGUAAACAGGCGUUCCAAGGUAAACUUUUCUAGUUCAGUGGGGCAACAACAUGCGUCAAAUCAGCUGGUCAAGGCCACAGAUUCAAUAGAUCCCACAAAACAGCCAUCUACAGCAAAUCAACAAGCAACCCCCAAAGAUAAGAAACACAAACACAAAGAUUCAAAAGAAAUGGAAGAGAAACAAGCUCAUGAAUCUAAGGAAACAAAAACAAAAAACUCUGCUCAAGUGGUCAAGACAAGUGGCAUUCUACCCCCUUCACACUGGUUCGAUAUGGGUAAUGAAAAUUUCCUGAAAAUUGCAAUUAAGCCUGGUGAAGAUAGCAGUCAAAAAUAUGAAUGGGAAAAUAUUCAGACAAAAUUUGAAUCAACACUGCCAAAUGCCAGGAUAGUUUCAAUUCAAAGAAUACAGAACAUAUUUAUGUGGGAGCACUUUUACUUGAAGAAAAGGCAGUUUGAACAUGCAUAUGGAAAAGGUUGUUCCAAUCAGCUUUCCCUGUUUCAUGGUACUACACCUGACAUGUUAGAUGUUAUUGCAGAGCAGAAUCUUGAUCCUCGUCUAGCUGGAGAUCGUAUGGGUGCACGUUUAGGACAAGGAACGUAUUUUGCUGUUUCCCCUGAAUACUCUGAUCUGUAUGCAGAGUCAGACAGACAGGGGCAUAAAUUUAUGUUUUUUGCCAAUGUUUUGGCUGGUAAAUCAUGCAUUGGAAAAACAGACUAUAAGAGACCACCAAUGAAUCCAGAUAUAAAACCUCGAUUAUUUGACAGUUGUGUUGAUAAUGUCCAGAAUCCGAAAGUUUACUGUAUUUUUCAUGAUACUCAGUACUAUCUGAAAUAUCUGAUAGAGUAUACAUAAGUUCGAGUGUUUUGUUUGAAUUUACAAUUUUUUAUUUAUGUCUACAUGAUGUUUUGUCUGAGAAUACCAUAACAAGACGACAGGUUUCAAAUUGAUUGAAAAUGUUUCCAUAAUUUUAGUUAAAUACUGGUGAAAAAUCAUUUUGAAAAAGAUUUAAACCUUUUAUUACUUCAUCAUUUUUUAUUUUAUUUACGUGAUAACUACAAAAUAUUACAAUACUUUAAAAUGAAGAUGUCUUGGGUUAUGCUGGCACUAUUCCAGAAUAAAAUUUAUGGGUAACGGGUUUGGUCAACACUUUUUGUAACCAGCUUUCUAUAAUUUGUAAUUUCAUUUUUAUUUGAAUUUUGUUUGCUACCAUCCCCUUUCUCUGCUGAAAAAACACAUGUAGUAUCAAAAAGUUCCCAUAAUAGUUUUUGCUGAAAUAACUCUCAUAAAUCUUUCGUUCUCUCGUUAUAUUAAGGUCGAUAAAAAUAGCAUGAAAAGAAACAUUAUCUUUUCCUCGGAGUUCGGUAUUUUUGUUAUUACACUUUUUACACAAAAUAAUUUUACUAACAUUAACUUUUUUAAUUGCAAUUAAAACAUGACUUAGAUACAUUAUAUUAUUUUAGUCUUGCAAGAUUUUUGAGUUCUCUCACAUUUGUAAUUUGUGUUUUUAGUGAUUUUAGUUGUUUUUGUGCUUUGACUGGUUCUGACAAGUUUGAGCGUUUCAAAAAAUUUCUGUAGUUUGUUCUAAUGUUAUGCAAUACCUUGCAUUAAUCAAAAUCUCUUUCAUUUGUACUCAUUCAAAAUAGCAUUGUCCAACAGAAUUGUUGUUUGCUGAGUGAUAAUUUCCAAGAACCAUUUAAAAGCCAAAAUACCUUGAGUUAGAGCAUUUUUACCUUUACCUUAGUUUCAAUAUAUUUACACAGUUUAUAAAUAAUGUAAUUUAAUCAGUUCAACGAAGAAACACUACCGACUUGACGUGUGGUAGCUUCGGGGACUGACCCAAAAGGAAGUAAAAAUCCAAAUACUUUGAACUUAGUGUGUAAAAUAUGUUCUUGAAAUUUUUGAAAGCAUAUUUUUUUUAAGAAAGGGCUUUUUGGUAUUGAAACAUUCAUUUUUAAAAGGUGAUAAUUUUUAAUAAUCAACAGUUUUGUAUAUAUGUUUUUUAAAUAUACGUUUUCAUACUUUUUAUGAAUUUAUAAAUAACUGCUAAGGUAUAUUAACUAAUUACAUGUAUAUAUCAAUUAAUUUAUAGAUAAAAACCCAGUAAGACCUAUAACCAAACAUUUUAUGUUGUGUAAUAUAAAUUACACGUAUAACGUUUGUUUCUUUUUGCAUUUGCAAAUGUAUGAAUAUGAUCUAAAAUCAAUCUGGACAAUUUUAGUUAAAUUCUGAAAAAAAAUGUGAAAUCUGGAUUGACAAAAGUCACAAUAGUUAACUAUUAGUCAAUACAGACCAAUUUUGUAUUUGUAAAACAUUAUCAAAAUUUCAUAUUUUCAUGAUAUAUAUAUGUAGAUAUAUUCAUCGGAAAAGGUUUUAAAAUUUCCAAAAAUAUACUUUGAUGAAAGAAUACAUUUGAUAUGUAAUACCACCAAAUCAUGGUACGUCACAUCCGGUUGCAAGAUCCGGACGAAAAUAGUUCGAAAAAAAUAUUCCCUUGUAUUUGACAGUUGUAGGUAAUUAAUCCUACAUUUUAUUGCAGUAAAACAUUUCUUGGUCAUAACAUAUAUCUAUGGUAUUUCAAAGCACCAUUAUUUUUUUCAUUUGAAUUUUAAUAGAAAUUUUGGAAAUUUGAGGUUACAUGGUUUCUAAAGCUUGUACACAGGUUAAAUAAGGGAUAAAAUUAGAUUGGUUAACCUCCAGUGAUGGUUAUUUUCUUAUAUGCAAUGAAAUGUUAUGUGAAAAUUUUUCUAUAGUUUUGGACAGGAUAAAACUUCAAUCAUGCCAAGUAUUUUUUUAUUUGAAACAAAGAUAAAUUCUGCACAAUGUUUUGAAAAGUGCAAAUUUAGCAAAGACUAAUAGGGAAAAAUCAAUGGUGGUAUUACACCUUGAAAGCCAUAUGGCACACUAUGUAAGAUUCUUAAAUCUGCUUAUUUGUAGAAAUGUUUUUUUAAUACAAAUUGUCGAUGAAAUCAUUCCUUUUUCUGAAUUAACUGAUUAAAGAUCCGUGCAAGAUUGAA
Molecule: messenger RNA, 4128 nt
Organism: Mytilus californianus (California mussel)
Lineage: Eukaryota; Metazoa; Mollusca; Bivalvia; Mytilida; Mytilidae
Exons: 7
Coding region: 383-1966 (527 amino acids)
Molecular function (GO): NAD+ poly-ADP-ribosyltransferase activity
Source: RefSeq, a predicted model, not a curated record